This is a messenger RNA of Eimeria acervulina, 639 nucleotides long. Its product is annotated as bis(5'-nucleosyl)-tetraphosphatase (asymmetrical), putative. NCBI's taxonomy places the organism in Eukaryota, Apicomplexa, Conoidasida, Eucoccidiorida, Eimeriidae. Gene Ontology annotation, biological process: ATP biosynthetic process; AMP biosynthetic process. The transcript has 5 exons. Gene Ontology annotation, molecular function: bis(5'-nucleosyl)-tetraphosphatase (asymmetrical) activity. Bases 1 to 639 code for a protein of 212 amino acids. The record is from RefSeq and is a predicted model, not a curated record.
AUGGGCUCCACGACUACCCCUGAGGCCACAGGGGCAAUGUUAGACGAGACAGUCAGGGCAGGGGGUCUCCUUAUAGCGCGGCUCUGCAGCACUUCAGCAGCAGCAGCAACAGCAGCAGCAGCAACAGCAGCAGCAGCAGCAGCAAAGCCAGAGUUCUUGCUGCUGAAGGCAUCGUAUGCUCCUUAUCACUGGUCGCCUCCCAAAGGCAAGCGGCACUUGGAUGAGGGGGAGGACUUCCUUGCUGCGGCUAUCAGAGAGACGAAAGAAGAGUCAGGCUUAAACCCUAAAGAUUUAAACGUUAUGAGUGCCUUCUACAGGGAUCUACGUUAUGAGGCCAACGGACAGCCUAAGCAAAGCCGCUACUUUUUAGCGGUUUUGCGGAACCCUAAUGCUGCUGUUAGUCUCUCAGCAGAGCACACGGACUUCAGGAGGGGAUCCGAAGGCAACGGGCAGGCAGCGAGCCAACCAAAGCGAAUCAGAAACCCCACAAGCCAGUGCAUGCACAACCUGCAGCAGCAGCAGCAAGCAGCAGAAGCAGCAGCAGUAAGCCACUCCGCUCAGACAGAGCAGCAGCAACAGCAGCAACAACAGCAGCAGCAGCAACAAGAGCAACAGCAGCAGCAGCAGCAGCAGCAGUAG